This is a messenger RNA of Cryptotermes secundus, 2688 nucleotides long. Its product is annotated as fibrinogen C domain-containing protein 1. The transcript has 9 exons. Bases 38 to 1825 code for a protein of 595 amino acids. The record is from RefSeq and is a predicted model, not a curated record. NCBI's taxonomy places the organism in Eukaryota, Metazoa, Arthropoda, Insecta, Blattodea, Kalotermitidae.
CAGUGUCAUACAGACCCUCAUCCUGUGUGUUGCAAACAUGGAAAAUGUUCAUUCCAUUAUUUCAAUGCUACUUCUAAGCACUGUGUUUGAGUUUAUUUAUGCGCAAAGUGAUGACAACAACAGGGCUCAAAAUCCUCCAUUUCAGCUACUACCAUUUAAUGUUGCACAAAAAGGUCACCAAACCCAAGGACGACAAAGUCGGACAAGGGAGACAGAAGGAAUAGCAGGUCCCAGCGACGGAAGUUCUAAUUUUCACUUUCAAAGGACCAGAAAUAACACUUCCAGGGUUCAAAAUGUAUCUUCCCUUCUGCUGUCCUCUAAACCAAGUGAACUGGAUGGAACCGGAACAGGCCCCAAUACAUUUGAAGGAGAUGGACUGCUGGACAGAGCAAUUCAAAUGUUGCAGCGACUCAACGAUCGCCUAACUGCACUGAAUGCACUGGAUGAGCAGCAGCUCAGAAGGCUCGAAACUCUUGAGUACAGGCUGACAAAGAUAGAAGUCCAGACACAGGAGAAAAGUGAAGGCAUCAAGUCAGAGCUAAGGGAUGUAUCACAGCGGGUACGGCAACUAGACUGGUUGAGCAGUAAGAUGGAGGCUACACUGGAAGCCAUCAAGACAGACACCAAUGGGCUCAAACAUGGGCAGGACCAGAUACGUAGCCUUCAUGCUGGGUCAGAAGGAAAGGUGUUAGGUCCAGCUGAAGAUGACAUGAAUAACAAAUUGCAAAUGAUGGUGACAACUGUAUAUACCAUUCGUGCAGCAAUAGGGAACCUGAAAGAUGAUUAUAAUGCCCUCAAGACAAACAUCACAAAACUCAGUAAUAUGACAAGCCAAACGAUGAGACUCAGUGGACAUCUCCUCACCAAGCAGUACUUCACAAAUACAAUGCUGGAUUUUAAACAUGAAUCUGUCCCACCAGUACAAGCCCUACCACAGACACUCUUUGCCUCUCUCAACAACCCCACUGAUCAGCUGCUGCCACAAGAUUGCUGGGAUGUGCAACAGCAGGGUCACAACACUUCAGGCAUCUAUAGGAUCAAGCCCUAUCUGUCCUCUGUACCUUUCUUUGCAUACUGCCAGCUGGAGACAAGAGGAGGAGGUUGGACUGUGGUACAAAACCGUUACGAAGGAACUGUGGAUUUCUACCGAGACUGGCAUGAUUACAAGCAUGGGUUUGGUAAUAUUGGAGGAGAAUUCUGGCUUGGUCUUGAGAAGCUUCACACAUUAACAAAUCAUAAGGUAACUGAAUUAUUGAUAGAACUACAAGAUUUUAACUUGGACAAAUCUUACGCCCUCUAUUCAGCCUUCGCCAUUGGCACAGAAGUGGAAGGGUAUUCAAUAUCAUUCCUAGGCAGUUAUGAAGGAGAUGCAGGAGAUUCACUGAUGUACCAUGCCGGCAUGAAGUUCUCUACUUAUGACAUGGAUCACGAUAACUGGCAUGAUGGCAACUGUGCAGAGUCUCAUACUGGAGCAUGGUGGUACAACGGGUGUGACACCAGGUACAGCAACCUGAAUGGCCGAUACCUGAAUGGAGAGCUCCCAGAAACGUUUGAGUACCAGGGAAUGUACUGGUAUGACUGGCAUGGUCCAGGCUACUCCCUCAUGAAAUCACGCAUCUCAGUACGUUCAAGCAAGCACUCGCAUCUGACAGUACAAGAUCCCACACUACUGAGUAACAAAACUAGCAAGAUCCAAGGAAGGAAGCAUUCCAGUGUCCACAAGAACAAUGUGCAACCACUCCAUAGGAAUGCUACAGGACAUAAAAAACAUGGUCAAGAAGAGACCAUCACUGAGGAAGAUUCUGACUUUUUCCUUUCUUUUUAAAGUGGUUCUUUAUUGACAUUCUCAGUACUGAAUCUAUAUGGUAUGAAGAAAAUGGAGGAAAAGAUGAUAGCCCUCCAAUGAAUCAGUACACCCGCAGAGAAUUUAAUCAUUCUACACAAUAUUCAGAAUCAGUUUCACAUCAUGAAGAUGUCUAUGAUCACCAACCUUUAUGUUAUGAUAUGAAAUUAUUAUAUUAUGACAUGUGAGCUCAGAUUUAUCAAAUUCACAUAGAAAACUGAUUCUCAGGGUUUCAAAAACCUGAAUAUUUGUUACUCUUUACAACAAGCAUAAUUUGUUUACAGUAAUCAGUUCAAGUGAUGAAAAGAUACCGUUUCACCUACUCCUGAUUUCACUGUUUCAGAUAUAAGAGAUUGUGGGGGAGUGGGGAAAUGGGCAGAAGUAUAAUAUUUUUAAUUUCUACCAUUACAAGUAGGCCUGUUCCCCUCAAAAACGUUUUUUCCACAACAAUUUCCACACAAAAAGUAAUGCGCUGUUAUGAAGUAAGUACAAGAAAUUCAUCCAAUAUACAUUUUCCUUAUUCCCUAAAUAAACAUCCAAACAUAAUAAAUCCCCAACACUUUUUAGUUCAUUAUAAUGAGAAAAAGAUGCUAAGUUUUGUUCCCUACACAGUAGCUCAAAAAGUUUCAAUCAAAUUAGCAGUUUUCAUAAAUAAUUACAAGAUGGCCAAAUGAAUAUUCAGUCAUUUGAUUUACUUCUUUACCUUUGUGUAAUGACUCAGUUUCUGAUGUACAGUAUUUAAAAAAAUUAGUAAUGGGGCCCUCUACAACAAAAAUUCCAGUGCAAAUUAUUUCUACUGCUUGUGAUAUAAAGCAGGUCUAAUAAAAGUAUAAUCCACCAGCUAA